AUGUACUUUAUCAGCUUGCUAUCGGUCUGGAUCACCAGCUCGCUGUUCACCGCUGCCUCUGCAACGCCGGUGGUCAGGAAAUCGCUCAACCCCAAUCGCUUCAGGAUUAGAUCACCCUUGACCAACGCAGACUUCUCAGAAGACUGGCCUACCAAUGUCGUUAUGGUCGGAGGAUCCCAGACGUAUGGCUUUUGGGUCCCCACCGACGGUACCUGGUAUGAUCUAGGCAACAUCGAAUGUCUCGGCUUGCCGGCAUACGCGAUUGGCGACUGUGACGAUGUGACCAUUGACCAGAUUGGCGUCGUGGCGGGAUACGGACCUUGCAGUUUUGUCGGCAACGACGGCUAUUCAUCCACCCUUUCAGGCGAUGCCGGCGAUGGCUACUAUACGGUCGGCCCGCCCCAGAACAUCAUGUCUGCAGCGUGUGGUCCUUCCUGA
Messenger RNA from Fonsecaea multimorphosa CBS 102226, 438 nucleotides. RefSeq lists its product as uncharacterized. Lineage: Eukaryota; Fungi; Ascomycota; Eurotiomycetes; Chaetothyriales; Herpotrichiellaceae. The transcript has a single exon. The record is from RefSeq and is a predicted model, not a curated record. The coding region runs from base 1 to 438 and encodes 145 amino acids.